Molecule: messenger RNA, 892 nt
Organism: Belonocnema kinseyi
Lineage: Eukaryota; Metazoa; Arthropoda; Insecta; Hymenoptera; Cynipidae
Product: translation machinery-associated protein 16
Exons: 5
Coding region: 147-872 (241 amino acids)
Cellular component (GO): nucleus
Source: RefSeq, a predicted model, not a curated record
CACAGGACAGGUUAUGUUUUGAAGCAUGUGCUUGAGCUCCAAAACGUGCAAAACAAAUUUGAAACAAUUUUACUGUUAUUAUACAUAAAUAAUAUACUUAUAAAUGCUGAAAAAUUUAUGGUUGUUACUGCAAGAUACAAGACAAAAUGUCGACAACUAUGAAGAAAGAGUUAGCGAAGGCGAAAAAGGUAUUACAUCCAAAUAGUAGAAAGUCCAUCGCGAUUAUGAAGAAAACAAAAAAAAUAUCCAAUCGAGAAAAAGUAAAGCUUGGAUCUUUUGUAAAGCAGAAUCUGGUGGCUGAAAAAAUUUUAUGGAUCCAACAACACAUGGUGGAUGUAUGUCCUUACACACCAGAAUUGACUGCAGAAUUAUUGGAAACAUACAUGGGGCGAAAUGACGAGGAACUGGAACAAAUAGCUUUAAAACAUUCAAUAGGAGGCAGGAAAAAUAGGCAACAUGCAAGUAGAGAGGAUAUUCUUCGAAUGACCAAAGAGAGAGAAAAGGCAGAAUACGACACUUGUGGUAUUGAGAUUCCUGACAUACUAAACACUGGUCAAUGUGAAAUGCUUCAAAAAUGGGACGGCGAACUUAGAUAUCUACCUAAUUUCAAGUUCCGUAGAUUUGGGAAAAAGGAUUUAGAGAGAGCACGGCAACAGGAACAGAGAUCCAGAACUAAAAUUAAAAAAGGAAUUAAGUCGAUAUUGGAUGAUAAAAAAUCUGAAAAGGAAAAGGAACCAUCGAUGGUAUCGGAAUCUGCAGAAACGACAGAGGCUUCCAGGGAAAACUUGGUACCAGAAGAAGACAUUAUAGCGGAAGUGUCUCUGUCUGAAACAAAUUUAUUGAAAGGUGAUUGUUCUAUGAUAGUAGAAUAAAAAAGUCUGAUGGUAAAUAA